ACUGAAUCAUCAGAGCCCCAACUAUGUGUUUUUGUGCCCAACAGUUAGGUUACUCUGUCUGUGUAAAGUGGGUUAGCUAGGCAACCCAUGUGAGGUGAAUUACGGAAAGUAUUGAGGGGACACGGACAGACGCAUGUGAGGGAAGUUGGAACAUUUUCUGUUUUUAUCCGGAGUUCAGCAGGAGAGCGAGAGUAACACUUCAGCGCAACGCUAGCUUCAGGCCCUGGAGGGAAGCAUGUGGCUCCUGGAGAAGUUCCGUGGCCCUCACAAUGGUCACUCUGCAUCGGCAGGGGACAAGCAGCAGAACCAGACUGGCCCCGUCUCCGUCUAUAACAACAUCAUCACCCCUGAUAAGAUCCCUGACUUCUUCAUCCCCCCCAAACUCAUCUGCUGCCCUUCAGAGGCAGAGUGCCUAACUCCGGAGACCCAGCCCCGCUCUACUCUGUGCCCCUCCGCCUCGGAGCACACCAUCUGCAGCCAAACCCAGGGCAACUGCACCCGGAACCCCCGCAGCCCACGUCUGCUCUCCCGGCUGACUGGGGACACCCGCAGCCUCUUGAGGGCCGCUAACCGCCACGUCAUCCAGAUAGAGAGCGCUGACGACCCGGGGAGCGAGGUAGGGGAGGGGGGAGACCCUAACACCAAUGCAGACCCCCAGUCCCAGACAGCCAUGUCCCUGCCUUACGUCCCCAAAGCCCAGACCUCGUACGGUUUCUCCACACUGGUGGAGAGCCCCCACACCCGCCGCAAGGAGUCCCUGUUCCACAGCAACCCCAACAGCCCCCACACCUCCCCGGGCUCCCAGAGACGCACCCAGGGUGGGAACCACCUGACCCCCUCCGACCCCAACCCCUACCGCUAUUUCAGCGGGGGUGAGAGCGACACGUGCUCCUCAGCCGAGUCCUCCCCCUUUACCUCCCCUCUCCUCACCCGCUCUGCCUCCCUCCUCCGAUCCAUCACCCAGGAGACGCAGGCCAAGGUGUCUCGUGCCAAGCGUACCCUGGCGCGCCACAGCUCCCUGUCCACAGACGAGUGCAGCUCAGCCGACAACAGCCCCAACCUGACACGCCGCCGCCUGCGCUGCCCUCCCUCCCCCGCCUUCCGCGGACGCAAGGGGACCGGCUCCGGGGGGGCAAGUUCAGACCUCCAGCGCGAGCACUCGGUCAACCUCCACAAGGGCGGCACGCUGAGAAUCAGCAUGCACUACGACGCCGAAACGGCCCGGCUGAGGGUCCGAGUGCUCGCCGCCGAGGACCUGUAUGAUAAACAGACGGACGUGAAGAGCAUCAACUGCUGCGUGUCUCUGUACCUGAACCCGGGCAAGCAGCAGAAGCAGAGGAGCACCAUCAUCAAGAACAGCAGGAACCCCGUGUUCAACGAGGACUUCUUCUUUGACGCGGUGCCCGUCACCCAGGUCAAGAGCCUGGCCAUGAAGAUGAAGGUGGUGAACAAGGGGACCAGUCUGAAGAGAGACCUGCUGCUGGGGGAGAGGGAGGUGCUGCUCAGCGACCUGCUGCCAGGCUUCUAGGGACACAAAGAUGCUCCCUCCCCUGGUUAUCUCCCUUAUCACUCUUCACUCGUUUACUCCCAUUUGCCUGAUCUGAUAGGGAAUCAAUUAUGGUGGGCACUAGGUAGAGCUAUUGCUUCACAGUUCAACUACUAUAGGUUACCUACCACAGUUUACCUACCACAGCUCACCUACCACAGUUAACCUACCACAGCACACCUACCACAGUUAACCUACCACAGCGCAUUUACCACAGCUCACCUACCACAGUUCAACUACCAAAGCUCACUUACCACGGUUCACCUACCACAGCUCACCUACCACAGUUCACCUACCACAGUUCACCUACCACAGCUCACUUACCACAGUUCACCUACCACAAUUCACUUACCACAGUUCACCUACCACAGGGCACCUACCACAGCUCACCUACCACAGCUCACCUAUCACAGUUCACAUACCACAGUUCACUUACCACAGUUCACCUACCACAGUUCACAUACCACAGUUCACUUACCACAGUUCACCUACCACAGUUCACCUACCACAGUUCACCUACCACACCAUACCACAGCACCCCUACCACAACAUACCUACCACACCACAGCACACCUACCACACCGCACCUACCACAGUACCCCUACCACACCACAGCACCUACCACACCUAACACAGCCCCCUACCACACCACAGCACCCCUACCAUAGCUCACCUACCACAGUAUCCUUACCACACCACAGCACCUACCACACCUAACACAGCCCCCUACCACACCACAGCACCCCUACCAUAGCUCACCUACCACAGUACCCCUACCACACCACAGCACCUACCAUAGCUCACCUACCACAGCACCCCUACCACACCACAGCACCCCUACCAUAGCUCACCUACCACAGCACCCCUACCACACCACAGCACCCCUACCACACCACAGCACCCC
Molecule: messenger RNA, 2450 nt
Organism: Oncorhynchus gorbuscha (pink salmon)
Lineage: Eukaryota; Metazoa; Chordata; Actinopteri; Salmoniformes; Salmonidae
Product: C2 calcium-dependent domain-containing protein 4C-like
Exons: 3
Coding region: 236-1528 (430 amino acids)
Source: RefSeq, a predicted model, not a curated record